GUACUACGACAAUCUUUGGACAGACUGGGUCUAAGGAACAUUGGCAUCAUCGCUGCGGAUGGAGAUUGGAACAUUUCAAUGGAGAUGAUAGUUGAUCCCUAUCUUAAUGAUGCUGUUGAGGUAGUCGGGGCUCACUAUCCUGGAACAAAAACAGUGCCAAAUGCCUUAUUAACUAAGAAGAAACUGUGGUCUUCAGAAGAUUACAGUACUUUCAAUGAUGAAGUAGGUGCAGGCUGCUGGGCUCGGAUCCUGAACCAAAACUACGUGAAUGGAAACAUGACCUCAACCAUUGCAUGGAACUUGGUGGCUAGUUAUUAUGAAGAGUUGCCCUUUGGUCGAUGUGGAUUAAUGACAGCGCAAGAGCCAUGGAGUGGCCACUACAAAGUAGAAGCUCCUAUCUGGAUUACAGCACACACAACACAAUUUACUCAGCCAGGCUGGUCAUAUUUGCAAGUGGAUGGACACUUAGAAGGAGGUGGCAGUUUUGUAGCUCUGACAGAUGGCCUAGGAAACCUUACCAUCAUCAUUGAAACUAUGACUCAUAAUCACUCUCAAUGUAUUAGGCCUCCACUGCCUCAUUUCAGUGUGACACCUCAGAGAGCAACUUUCUACCUCAAAGAGUCAUUUUGUAUGGUGGAAACCUUUCAAGUGUGGCAUUCUAAACUUGGUUUUGAAUCUGGAAACUCUAGUCUUUUCCAGCAACUCCAUCCUGUAAAGGUGUGGAAUGGAAGUUUUUCUUUAGAUCUAAAUGUGGAUGAAGUGUACACUUUAACCACACUCAAGACAGGGCAGAAAUGUGGUUUUCCAGAGCCUCCACCACCUCAGCCCUUUCCUUCAAGUUACAAAGACGAUUUCAAUAUUCGUAAUCCACCUUUCAGUGAAGCUCCAAAUUUUGCAGAUCAGACAGGUGUAUUUGAAUACUUCAUAAAUGGUUCUGACCCAGGAGAUCAUGUGUUCACACUCCGCCAGGUGGUGGUUCAGCGACCCAUCACUUGGGCUUCUGACGCAGACCAGACCAUCAGUCUCAUAGGAAAUUUUCAGUGGGUAAACAUGACAGUCACUUGUGACAUCUACAUAGAAAAACAACGUGAUGGGGGCGUGUUUAUUGCAGGAAGAGUCGACAAUGGUGGGAUAUAUGUUCGACGUACCAAAGGAGUUUUCUUCUGGGUUUUUGCAGAUGGCACCUACAGAGUCACUAGUGACUUAGCUGGAGAAGAAAUAUUAAUGAAGGGACUUUCUGGUGUCCGGGAUAAUGCGUGGCACACACUUAGUCUCAACAUUCAGGGCACUUCUGCCUCAGGACUGUUAAAUGGUUACCCGCUCUGGGAGAAUGUCACCAUUUCUAAACCAAGUAACGGCUGGGCUGCUAUUGGGACGCGCUCGUUUGAGUUUGCACAGUUUGACAACUUUCAUGUUGAAGCUAGCUGA
Messenger RNA from Cariama cristata (Red-legged seriema), 1428 nucleotides. It is a transcript of the gene GALC, whose product is annotated as galactosylceramidase. Gene Ontology annotation, biological process: galactosylceramide catabolic process. NCBI's taxonomy places the organism in Eukaryota, Metazoa, Chordata, Aves, Cariamiformes, Cariamidae. Gene Ontology annotation, cellular component: lysosome. Gene Ontology annotation, molecular function: galactosylceramidase activity. The annotation marks the transcript as partial. The transcript is spliced from 11 exons. The record is from RefSeq and is a predicted model, not a curated record.